Molecule: messenger RNA, 1509 nt
Organism: Ilyonectria robusta
Lineage: Eukaryota; Fungi; Ascomycota; Sordariomycetes; Hypocreales; Nectriaceae
Product: acyltransferase 3
Exons: 2
Coding region: 1-1509 (502 amino acids)
Biological process (GO): polysaccharide biosynthetic process
Cellular component (GO): membrane
Molecular function (GO): acyltransferase activity, transferring groups other than amino-acyl groups
Source: RefSeq, a predicted model, not a curated record
AUGGCCGUCACGCACAACUCUCUCUCCCGCGAGGGGAGGGGGGGCCUUCUCGACAUCUCCUCCGACAACUCCGACAGCAGCAAUGCCCUGUUAGCACCAGUGGACUACAUCCGGCGCGUCCACUGGCGAUCUCUCGUGAUCCGUCUCGGCUGGUUCCUCGUUCCCAGCUUUCUCCAGGGCCGCCACUUGUCCGACCAGGCCCGGCCCGCCAAACUAGGUCCCACGGCCUAUCUCGACGGCAUGCGAGGCAUCGCUUCGCUGUGUGUCUUUUUCUGCCACUUUGGAUACCAGAGUUAUUCACUCAUGCACGGCUGGGGCGGUGAAGGCGCCAACUUCAACAUCAUGCGGCUGCCCUUCUUGCGUCUCAUCUAUGCCGGAUCGCCCGCCGUUAGCAUCUUUUUCAUCAUCUCCGGCUACGCCCUCUCCUACAGACCCAUGAAACACAUCCGGAACCGCAACUUUAAAGAAUUCGCUAGCGGUCUGAGUUCCAUGGCCUUUCGCCGCGGCAUCCGUCUUUACCUCCCCAUCGUCGCCUCCACGGCAAUGUGUGUCGUCCUCGUCCGGAUGGGCGUGUACGAGUGGACCCGGCCCAUCACAUUAGAUCACACGUAUUUGCGAAACAUUAUAGAAAACCAUGCCAACAUUUUCCCCUCUGCUUAUGAGCAGUGGAGGAAGUGGGCCGUUAUGAUCCUCGACGGCUUUGACCUCUUUAGCUGGCAAGGAUUCGACGGAUACCGAUAUUACGAUCUUCAUUUAUGGACCAUCCCCACCGAAUUCCGCUGCUCGUUCUACCUGUUUGCCGUCAUGAUCACGACAGCUCGCCUGCAGACCAAGUUUCGAUUCCUCACCGUCGCCGUCGUCAUGUACUUCACCUACACACGCAGCAGAUGGGACUUUUUGCUGUUCCUCUUUGGCAUGGUCCUCGUCGAGUGGGACCACAUUCGCGGAGCCCAUACUUCUCAUUCUUCGAGCCCUACCUUACCGCUCGGAGAAAAGGAAGCCGACAAGUCUGCCUCAACGCCCAAGGCAAUCUUCUGGCAGGUACUGGCCAUCUUUGGCUUAUACCUUAUGAGCCACCCUGACAUUGCCGACACGACCACCCCGGGCUUUGCCUAUCUUUCGUCUCUGAUCCCUGAGUGGUGGAAUGCCGAGCGGUUUCGGUAUAUGCAUGGCAUUGGUGCGGCCUUCUUUAUUACCGCCGUGGGCUAUUUGCCACGGUGGCAGCAAUUCUUCAACUACCCUGUUUGCCAGUACUUGGGCAAGAUAUCAUACGCUCUGUAUCUCAUGCAUGGGCCCGUUACAAAGGCAGUUGGCUACCACUGGCAGAAGAUGGCUUGGGACAUAACGGGCGUUGAGGGCGACGCGUACCACGUCGGCUUCGUUCUGGGCGCCUGUUUUUGCAUCCCGACUAUUGUCUGGUGUGCCGAUAUCUUCUGGCGGGCUGUGGAUAUUCCCACAGUGCAGUUUGCCAAGUGGUAUGAGAACCAGCUCAUUGUCAAGGCCGACUAG